Linum trigynum is the source of this 2057-nucleotide messenger RNA. The record is from the annotation of a GenBank genome assembly. Lineage: Eukaryota; Viridiplantae; Streptophyta; Magnoliopsida; Malpighiales; Linaceae.
GUAUCAAAUCCCGCAACCCACCAAACAAUACCAGACCAAAGCAGCCCAGUAGGGACAAAGAUAGUCUAUCAGAUGAUCAUCUGCAAAAGGCAAAAACAUAAUCUGCCAUGUAAGGGAAGGCUUCGCCAACAACAGGACGGCAAAGAAUAUAACAGGGGAUUAAGAAGCGAACCUCGCCCAAAUUCCAGCGACUCUUUUUGGAACUCCAAACCCCUGGUGUUGCCCACACCAUCCUUAAGAACAGCAGAUCAAUCAACGCCCAACCGUUUACUUCAUCUUGCAAAAUCUCGUCUGAAAAGUAAUCACAAUAAACCCAUGAAAAACAGAACAAAAUCAUGAACGACAGAAAGAUAACAAAACCAAGAUUAUAACCUGUGCACCGGGGCAUUCUUUAAAUCCCCUUUCUCUCUCUCUCAAAUCUACAACGUGAUCGUUUCGAGAUCGCCAUCUCCCAAACUGGAUGUGAAAAACCAUCGCCGAUAGAAAAGUGAGAGAGAAAGAUAGGGGGAAAAGUGAGAGAGAGAGAGAGAAAGGGGAAAGGCCAUUGCAUCAACUGGAACAAAUUUACUGGAAUGGAAAAAAUAAGGAGAUGCCGAGAAGACCACCACCACCUAAAACAACGUGAAAUUUCUCCUCGUUCUUCCGGGGGUUCGACGUGAACCGGCUACCGGCCGUUGCAACGGCCGAUUGCAAGGAGGAAGUGGGGGUUUCUUCUCCCAACAGUAUCGUUUCGCGUACAAGCGGGAAGAGGAGCGAGAGGGAUCAGUCGACUACCACCGGAUCCGACGGAGAGGAUCUCGGCGCCGCCGGCUCUCGUGACGGGAUCAGAUAGUGAAGGCGAUGAAGGCGGUGGAAGUGGAGGUGGAGGAGGUGGCAACGGCGGUAGUUGAGGCGGUGGGGAUGGCGAAGGCGGAGGUGACGAAGGAGGUGGCGAUGAUGGGGACGGUGGCGACGACAGCCGUGGAGGUAAAGGAGCCAAUAGAGGAGGUGGCGAUGGUGGAGGCAGCCAUUUUUGAGAGAUUGAAGAGAGAGAGGAGAAAGAAAGGAGAGAGUAACUGAGAUGGUGUGGCCAAAACCUCUGACUCUCUCUCCUCUCUACUUAUUGUUUGCCUGGCGGGGAAAAUCCUUAACUUCUCUGCGAAGGAUCACAAUAUUCGAGAAACCCCUCGGGACCCGAAGAACAGUGAAGCAGUAUCCAUGGCAAGAUAAGAGAAAAAAGCAAAGCGAAACGUACAGAUUGACAGGUGUAAUAAUUAGCAGAAGGUUUCAGAGGGAAUAGUUGAGAAAAGCAGAGAAAGAAAAGCAGGAAAGAGAGAGCGAAGGGAAAAUGAGCGUGCAGCUGAGGGCAACGCGGCACACACAGCAACAACAGCGGGACCCAGACGCAGGAAGCCAACCAAUCAGCAAAGACGGCUGGUCCCAAUCGCAGAGGACGCACCAAUGGGAGGUAGGGAUGGCAAAUUACCCACCCAUGGGUAAUUAUACCCAAACCCAAGUAGACCCAUUGAUAAUGGGUUGGGUAUGGGUGAAGUGCAUAUGGAUUUGGGGGUUUAUAGAUGGGUUUGUGUAAGGUAUGAAUAUUGCUUCCAUAAUCUAAAUGGGUAUGGGUUGGAUAUGGAUAUCCAUUUACUUGAGGGUGUUUUUACUACACAUGCAAAAAUUGGACCUAUUUGUAAAACUUGAAAACUUUAGGUACCAAAAUGUAAGACCAAAAAAUUUAGGUACCAAAAUGUAAUUUUCCAUCGAUAUUUUGAGGACUUAUAUGCAAAAAAAAAUUAAAUUUAGGUACUAAAUAUGCAUAUCUAUUAAGUUUGGGUAUCAAACUGUAAUUUGUAUUUGGGCAUGGGUACAAACCCAAAUCCAUUUGAUAUAAACCCAACUCAACUCAAAAUAAAUGAGUAUGGAUACAAACCCAUCAAAUUCUACCCAUAUCCAUCUAUUUGGAUUUCAUAAUUGGGUUGGAUAGUAAGAAACCCAUGGGUAUGGGCAAAGUUGCCAUCCCUAAUGGGAGGAGGAUGAACAGUAAUUUUAAGUCUAAAUGAACAGAAAUUUCGUGU